Molecule: messenger RNA, 1410 nt
Organism: Alnus glutinosa
Lineage: Eukaryota; Viridiplantae; Streptophyta; Magnoliopsida; Fagales; Betulaceae
Exons: 5
Coding region: 68-1333 (421 amino acids)
Source: RefSeq, a predicted model, not a curated record
UAACCACCCUCCACAUACAACGUUUGGAUAUUUGGAUUGAGUGACUGUAAUAUAACUUCUCAGAUGGAUGCUCUGUUUUUCUCUAUAUGCAUAUAAUACAAGCUGUGGGAGUCAACGGAAAGAUAAUCAGCUGAAAGACAACCAAGAAAUCACUUCAUUUUCACGAAUCCCCGCUUCAAAUUUUGCUUUCCUUUCUCUGUCUCUUGUGUUCCCAAUUCUGAGGCUGCUUGUUGUGUAUGCCUCCAUAGAUUCUUCCUUUCCUUGCAUUGCUAACGUGGGUUUGGAAGGGAUGUUGAUAAGAAUUGGGGUGAUUCUGUUAAUUGGGCUUGUGGCAUGGGCAUAUCAAGCCACCCGCCCUCCACCUCCCAGCAUUUGUGGCUCCCCUGGUCGCCCACCUGUUACAGCACCUAGAAUAAAGCUCAGGGAUGAAAGGCAUCUGGCCUACAAGGACCAUGGAGUGUCUAAAGAAGCUGCUAACCAUAACAUUAUCUUUAUUCAUGGCUUCGGCUCUUGUAGACAUGAUCCAGUGAUUACAACAAACCUCCUCAAGAACUUGUUAGAAGAACUAGGACUCUACAUUGUGUCGUUUGACAGACCGGGUUAUGGCGAAAGUGAUCCAGAUCCAAAACGAUCGGCAAAAAGUUUGGCUUUUGAUGUAGAAGAGCUUGCUGAUCAGUCGGGACUUGGAUCCAAAUUUUAUGUAAUUGGGUUUUCUAUGGGCGGUCAGGUGGUUUGGGGCUGCCUCAAGUAUAUUCCUCAUAGGUUAGCAGGAGCAACAUUAAUAGCUCCGGUUGUCAACUACUGGUGGAAAGGAUUUCCUGCCAACUUGUCUUCAGACGCCUACUACAAACAACAACCUCAGGACCAGUGGAGCCUACGUGUUGCUCACUAUGUAUCAUGGCUAACCUUCUGGUGGAACAUUCAGAAGUGGUUUCCUGCAGCCAGUGUUGUAGCCAAUAAGCCUGAAAAUAUCUUCUCUCGCCAAGAUUUUGAAAUAAUUUCUAAGCUUGCUGGGAGAGAGAUGCACGUGCACCACCAGCAGGCACAGGUGAAGCAGCAAGGAGAGUUUGAGUCCAUCCAUCGUGACUUGAUGGUUGGAUUUGGGAGUUGGAAAUUCACUCCGCUAGAUCUUCAGAACCCUUUUCCAAAGAAUGAAGGCUCAGUUCAUCUAUGGCAAGGCGAUGAAGAUAAGCUUGUGCCGAUUUUGCUGCAACGCUAUAUUGCCAGAAAACUUUCAUGGAUUCAAUACCAUGAGUUACCAGGCGCUGGACACUUAUUUCCACUCGCUGUUGGGAUGAGCGAAGCUAUUACAAAGGCACUUUUACUUGGGUAGAAGUAGCCUUUUUUUGUUUUCCUUAUUAUUUUCUUUUUUCACCCUCAUUGCACAUAUUCAAUGAAAACUCUUUACUU